CCGGCCCGAGACCCCCGCUCCGGCCCCGGUAUUAGCCCUUGCAGCCCGGCGUCACCAUGCUCCCGUUCCCGCUGUUCGCCGUGGCCCUCGCUCUGCUCUGCCACCCCGCUCGGCCUGAGCUCCAGGCUCCGGGCUGCUCCGAGGAGGUGACGGGAGAUCACCUGAAGGUGUGUUCCCAACUCUACACAUGCUGUACCUCUGAAAUGGAGGAGAAGCUCAGCCAACAAAGCCAACAAGAGUUCAGCAAAACGGUGUUGGAGACCUGCAAUACCCUGCACUCAACUUUUGCUUCUAGAUACAAGAAAUUUGAUGAAUUUUUCAAGGAGUUGUUGGAUAAUGCUGAGAAAUCCUUGAAUGAAAUGUUUGUACAUACUUACGGCCAGGUUUAUAAGAAAAACUCUGACGUGUUCCAGGACCUAUUUAAGGAGUUGAAGAUGUACUAUGUGGCUGGAAAUCUAAGCCUGGAAGACAUGUUGAAUGACUUCUGGGCUCGUCUCCUAGAGCGGAUGUUUCGAUUGAUGAAUCCUCAGUACCAUUUCACGGAAGAGUACCUGGAUUGCAUUAGUAAAUAUACAGAGCAGCUGAAGCCAUUUGGAGAUGUGCCACGCAAACUGAAGCUUCAAGUGACCAGGGCAUUUAUUGCUGCUCGAACAUUUGCACAAGGCCUUAGAGUUGCAAGAGAUGUAGUGAGCAAAGUAUCCACAGUCAAUCCAACAACAGAGUGUGCUGAUGCAUUGCUGAAGAUGACAUAUUGUCCACACUGCCGUGGGUUAUCUGCAGUUAAACCAUGUAACAACUACUGCCUCAAUGUCAUGAAAGGUUGCUUGGCCAAUCAGGCAGAUCUGGACAUAGAGUGGAACAAUUUUAUUGAUGCAAUGCUGAUGGUUGCAGAGAGAUUGGAGGGACCGUUCAACAUUGAAUCAGUCAUGGACCCCAUUGAUGUUAAGAUUUCUGAUGCAAUCAUGAACAUGCAGGAGAACAGUAUGCAGAUCUCCCAAAAGGCAUUUCAGGGUUGUGGAAAACCCAAGUCUCUACCCGUGAGCCGUUUGACUCGGUCUAUAUCAGAUGGGUUUAAUCCAAGGUUUAGACCCUAUAGUCCUGAAGAGCGUCCUACAACAGCAGCUGGCACAAGCCUCGACAGACUGGUAACAGAUGUAAAAGAAAAACUUAAGAAUGCAAAGAAGUUCUGGUCAACCCUUCCAUACAAUAUGUGCAGUAACAACAGCUCAGCAAGUGUGGUUGAGCAGGAUGAAUGUUGGAAUGGAAGUAACAGUAGCAGGUACAAUUUUCCAGUGAUGGGUAAUGGCCUUGCUAACCAGCUCAACAACCCAGCCGUUAAAGUGGAUAUUACCAAACCAGACAUGGUGAUUCGCAGGCAGAUAAUGGUGCUGCGAAUAAUGACCAAUAAAAUAAAGAAUGCUUAUCACGGAAAUGAUGCAACAUUCCAUGAUGCAAGUGAUGAAGGCAGCGGUGAAGAAAGUGGCAGUGGCUGCUUUGGGCUUGAUUGCCACCUGGAGUUUGAGUUCACCAGCACUGAUGCUCCUCUGCUCUUUGCCCCCAUAGAACCUAGGAAAAUUGUUCCCAAUAACUCUGCUUGCAGCAGUGAACCCUCUCAGCUGAUUCUACUUGUUAGCUGCUUGAUUGUAAUCUUACACCUGAGGUUAAGAUAAUCACACAAGGUACAAGAAAGAAUCUUCACAAAUGGCUUUUUUGAAUUAAAAACUGUUCGUAUUUAAGCCAGCUGAUGACUUUACUUUAAAUUGCAAACUUCUCUUAAAAUUUCAUCAAUGAUAUUUGGUUGUGGCUUCAAGUGUAUUGAGAUUGUUAUCGCCACCACUGUAUCUAUGUGAUUAUGUUUAAUCGCACAAUCAGCUUGAGAAAAAACACAAGGGUACAAUAUGUGGACCCCAAGGUAAAUGUAUUACUUAGUAAGUCUUUAAGGCAUUUUUAAAAAUUUUCUUUUUACCUAUUUAAAGAAACAGGUUGUGUGCAAGAAAAUACAUGCCAACUUUCAUUAAAUAAUGUGAUGGUGAAUAUCUGUACAGAAGCAAACAUUUAUCUUGAAAUCACUUGGGAUAAUGAUGCACCUAUUGAUGCACAAAUGUAUCUGUAAUGUAGUCAAGCUAAUAUCUGCUAGAGGCCUGGUAUAAUUUUAGAUAGGUAGUUAUAUACAGUUGCACAGUAAUUAGAGCUGUGAUUAUUGAGCCUUUUCGUAAAGCAACAUGUUGCAUGGCUCUGGAAUUUUUUUAAACAAGUGUUGGAAGGGGCUACAGCACAGGCAUCAGAACUGAAUCCAGUUUUAACAAUGAUUGAUGUUACAGUUAAUGGACUUUGUUUUGAGAGAGACCAAUCUGGAAACUAAAUUUUGAAAUUGCUGAUGUGCUAAAUCUGUCCAUGAGUUGAGUUUUGCUACCAGCCUGAGCAGCUUCCUGCAGUUUGACAGUCACUAGCAUCAUCCUGCUGGGAUUUGUUUUUUAAUAAUAGUCUGAAUGCAAUAUUUGAUCUGUAUGCAUUUCAGUUUUCAUUGUAAUGUUAAUUAUAUUUUUAUAUCAAAAUUUUAACUAUUUGUAAUUGCUAGCUCAGGGUCAGUACACUAUUUUAGAAAAUUCUGUUAUUUUCAAUUAGCAGAAAACUGAAUGAUAUACAUUUUCUGUUUAUAAAUCAUCAGGGCUCCUGCUUAUCUACAGCUUACCAGUUAAAGUAGUGAUUUUUCUGUGAUAGCAGACUCUAUGAAGCUGAGCCACUGUUGAGCUGGCUGAAGGUGUUGUAAGGUUUGCUGUUCCUUAGGUCAUGUAGAAAUUAGUUUUGGCUUUCUGUAAGGGAAAGAAUUGUCUGAAAUAUCCACUCAUUAGCUGAAAUUCAGCUGGAACACCAGCAAAGUAACGACGUGGUUCUGCAAGACAGAUAACUGCAACCACCCUUUGUUUCAUGACAAACUUGUAAAUUUUGCUUUCAGUCAUCUUGUAAAACCUUAUUGUAAUCCCAAGAAUUAUAUUUUGAAAUACACAUUGCUGUACGGAUAGUCAUUUUUUUUCCAUUUUGGUUUCAAAUGCAAAAUACAAAAUGCUUGAUGUAAGUUGAAAAGUAUUUACAAAGAUUGCUGCUUUAUUCAUGGUCCAGAACCUGUACAGUGGGAAAUAUCAUAAUGGAAUGCAGCUGAUUCUAAAGUAAAUGUGUGAAUACCAAA
Molecule: messenger RNA, 3187 nt
Organism: Pristis pectinata (smalltooth sawfish)
Lineage: Eukaryota; Metazoa; Chordata; Chondrichthyes; Rhinopristiformes; Pristidae
Gene: gpc4
Product: glypican 4
Exons: 9
Coding region: 57-1670 (537 amino acids)
Biological process (GO): cell migration; regulation of protein localization to membrane; regulation of signal transduction
Cellular component (GO): cell surface; synapse; plasma membrane
Source: RefSeq, a predicted model, not a curated record